AUGAACUGCACCAUCGCCUCUGAAGAUGCUUUCGGGCCUCAAGCUCGGGCAUGUUAUGGCGGAUACGACUUUACUUUGUUGUUCGAGGAGUCUGUGAUGACGAUCGGCCCGAUCGGACUUUUACUCCUAUGUCUUUUCCCUAGAGUGGUCUACCUAUACAGAAAGUCACUGAGAGAUGGAAGUAAAGAUGGCGCUUAUACAGCCAAACUCAUCAGCUACGGAUGGUUCGCUGCCAUCCAAACGGCCAUUCUAGUAUCCUGGACAUCGGGCGAUGAACCCACAACACGCACGACUGUCCCAGCUGCGGCGCUCGGUCUGGUCGCCGCUGUUGCGCUCGGUCUCGCAGCGCACUUCGAACACACGCGCUCCGUGAAACCGCCCCUUAUUAUCGAAAUUUACCUUCUAUUCACUAUCGCCUUCGAUGCGGUUCGACUACGCACGCUAUGGGGUAUGGGAUAUCAUGGUCACAUAUUCAAGUUAUCGACUAUCUUCGUCAUAUGGAAAGUGGUGUUGCUCGUGCAGGAGGCCUGGCCUCGGGAGCUUGGUUUGUUGGAACAGUCGUACAGUCCUGAAGAGAAGGUCGGCUGGAUCAAUCGGCGCAUGUUUUGGUGGGUGAACCCGUUGCUGUUUCUGGGUUCCAAGAAAGAUUUGCAGGCGGAUGAUCUCUUCACCCUUAACCGCUCCCUGCAAUCUGAAGUAUGUUCGAAGAGCUUCUCGGAGGUUUGGCAAAAUGCAAAGCCGGCAAGAAAGGGCAAGAAAAAUGGACUUCUUUGGAUUAUGGCUUGGGAGCACAAAUUGGUCCUUCUGACUGCGGUUCUUCCGCGGUUGUGCUUCACAGCCUUCACCUUCACCCAGCCGUUCCUUAUCGACGCUGUCGUUAAAUACCUGCAGACUGUGUCGGAGAAUCACAACCGUAAAGAUGGAUACGGAUUACUUGGUGCAUAUAUAAUUGUAUACGUCGGCCUGGGAAUUUCCGAAGCAUGCUAUCAGCAUAUCACGUACCGCACUAUUGUCCUCAUGAGAGGUUGCCUUGUGCCGCUAAUCUAUGAAAAGACGCUCUCUAUGGACCCCAAGAAGGCUGAAGAAUAUGCGCCAGUAACAUUGAUGAGCGCUGACAUUGAGAAGAUAGCUUUCGGAAUGCGCUACAUGCAUGAGGCUUGGGGAAAUAUUAUUGAGAUAGCUUUGGCUCUGUGGCUGCUAUAUCGGGAGCUGAACUAUGGAGGGCUGAGUCCCAUUCUUAUUGCCGUCGUUUGCGGGGCUACCGCUGCUACAAUGGCACCAGCUGUCGGGAGGCGGCAGGCGACUUGGGUUGAGGGCAUACAGAAGAGAAUCGAUGUCACAACAUACAUGAUCAACUCAAUGAAGAGCUUGAAGUUGGAAGGACUGACCCCUUGGUUUAUGGACUUUGUACAGAAUUUGAGGGUCAAGGAAAUUGGAUACGCUAAUAGAUUUAGAUCUUUUCUCAUAUACGCUGUCAGCUUGUCAUUCGGAACUUCAGUCAUAUCACCCGUCGUCGGCUUCGGCGUAUUCAUCGCCUUAUCGCGAUCUGACAACGGCCCGGAGCUGACCACCUCCAGGGCCUUCACCACAUUGUCUCUGUUUUCAGUCCUUCAGAACCCAAUGUCAAUGCUACUGCAAUCUGUUCCCAACCUCAUCUCAGCCGUCGGGUCUAUCGAGCGCGUGCGCGUGUUCCUGAUGACCGAGAACACCAGAGAAGUGGGCUUCCUUAGCUCCUUUACCUCUGAGCAAACCCUGUUCCCAGAAAUGGACAACAUCCGGGACAUGGAGAUGCAGGAUACCGAAAUGGAGAAUGCAGUUGAGGCAUUGAACUGGAGCGUGGGAUGGGUAUCUACUCGCGAACCGAUCGUGAAACGAAUGACAUUUAAGAUCCGGCCGUCUACGCUUACGAUCAUCACGGGCCCAACUGGUUGUGGAAAAUCAACAUUACUUGCUGGUUUGAGGGGAGAGACAGCCGUGACAAAGGGGUACAUGAGAUGCCGCUAUCCCUCUGCUGCAUUUUGCAGUCAGGAUCCAUGGCUGCAGAAUGGAACCAUACUGAGUAAUAUUCUCGGCCCGGCUACGUACGAACCGCGAUGGUUCCGGGAGGUCACGCAGGCAUCUGGAUUGAGGCAGGACUUGAAAUCGAUGCCGUUGGGUGUUCAGACGGUUGUGGGAAGUAAGGGACUGUCAUUGAGUGGGGGUCAAAAACAUCGGGUGGCACUUGCAAGGGCUCUUUAUUCGCGACAGCCCUUGUUGCUUCUUGAUGACAUAUUCAGUGGAUUCGAUGCAGAGACAGAGAAGCUGGUCAUCGCACGGCUAUUUGGCCAGAGUGGCUUUUGUAGGAAACACAACCUGACCACCAUCCUUGCAACCCAUUCCACUCGCCUUUCCUCCUCUGCAGACUAUACCAUCACACUUGAUAGCAAAGUCCAUAUUUCGGAAAAGAAGGGAUCGAUUGUUUCUAGUCUUCCUGGGCCUAGCGGUGGUGACUUUCUUUCAGAGCCCAUAUUGAGCGAUGCAAGAUUGAGUUGGAUUGUGAGGCAGUCCAACCCCGAUGUACCGCACGAGCUUGCCGCACAGCUUGAAACAUCUGAUGCUAGCCGCCGGACAGGAGAUGUGACGAUAUACAAGUACUACCUGGAAAUGGUCGGAAUACUCAAUUCUGUGGUUUUCUUUAUCGCGGUCGCGAUUUUCACAUUCAGUCUUGCAUUUCCGAGUGUAUGGGUCCAAUGGUGGGCUGCCGCAAACGAAAAGCACCCAUACAAGGACCUCGGCAUGUAUUUGGGUGUAUAUGCUUUCCUGGCAGUUAUGGCGGAGCUCACGCAUAUGAUGAGCAAUAUGAUUCCCCGAGCGUCAAGGAAGUUGCAUAAGAUCCUCCUUCGCACGGUGCUAAAUGCUCCCAUAUCCUUCUUUCACACAACCGAUUCUGGUGUGACGACCAACAAGUUCAGUCAAGAUAUGCAACUGGUGGACAUGGAGCUACCCCUUGCUCUUGUCGAAACAAGCGUCGCUCUCAUGUCUGCAAUAGCACAGCUCCUAAUAGUAUUCAUCACUGGAAAGUACCUUGCAGCUAUCAUUCCGCUAUGCCUGGCAGUCUUCUACUUCCUGCAAAAGUUCUACCUUCGGACAUCACGACAGCUACGGUUCAUGGAGCUUGAAGCCAAAUCUCCCCUCUAUUCCAACUUCAUGGAGACCGUGAACGGACUGGUAACCAUUCGUGCUUUCGGAUGGCAGUCUGACUUUCUUACGAAUAUUUGCGGCCUAACAGAUGCAUCGCAACGGCCUUAUUACCUGCUCUUCGUUAUCCAGCGAUGGCUCACUCUCGUCCUUGACAUGGUUGUGGCAGGAAUGGCGACGCUGAUUGUUGGCAUUGCUGUCGGCGCUCCCGGGUCCAUUGGAGCCGGUUCUGCAGGACUGGGGUUGCUGAAUAUCAUCAACGUGAGCGAAAGUUUGAAGCAGCUAAUUUCGAAUUGGACUGUGUUAGAAACUUCAAUCGGAGCAGUGUCACGUGUCAGGCAGUUUCAGGAUGAGGUUCAGCCUGAAGAUAGGCCGGAUGGGCACAUUGAAGUUCCAGCGCGCUGGCCGGAGAGAGGCGACGUUAAGUUCUUCAAUGUCUUUGCUUCUUACAGACCUGAUGACCAACCCGUUCUCCAUGACGUGACACUGUCGAUAGCAGCGGGUGAGAUGGUCGCUAUUUGCGGUCCUAGUGGCAGUGGCAAGAGCUCACUAGUUCAACUCCUCUUCCGCCUUCUCGAACCCGACAAUGGUCAGAUUACCAUCGACGGACUGGACAUUAGCUCUAUCUCUUGCCAGGACAUCCGAUCAUCUCUCUCGUGCAUAUCCCAAGCAGUCACCAUCCUUCCCGGUACUGUACGACAAAACAUAGACCCUCUUGGGAAGGAACCUGACGAGAGUAUUAUCAAUGUCUUAAAAAAGGUCAAGCUAUGGGACAUUGUAUCAACGCAACUUGGUGGCUUGGACGGCCUGGUUCAGGAAGAAAGCUUCUCGCAGGGACAGAAGCAGCUUCUUCGCUUAGCUGCUGCUAUGUUGAGGAAGAGCAAAGUUGUUGUUCUAGAUGAAGCGACGAGUAGUGUCGACCCCGAAACUGACGAUCUCAUGCAGCAGCUGAUUCGCACAGCAUUCGCAGAUUGCACAGUCAUUGCAGUUGUGCAUCGAAUCCAUACAAUCCUUGAUUUUCACAAGGUGGUUGUCAUUGAAAGUGGACGCAUUAUCGAGUCUGGCCCUCCGAAAGAGUUGCUGGCCGAAAAUGGCCUGUUCAGCCAACUUUACGGAAAAGGAACCACCACUACCACCAUAGACAUGGACCCCGAGAAGUCCUGGCUCAGAGUUUGA
This is a messenger RNA of Aspergillus niger, 4353 nucleotides long. RefSeq lists its product as uncharacterized. The record is from RefSeq and is a predicted model, not a curated record. Gene Ontology annotation, molecular function: ABC-type transporter activity; ATP binding; ATP hydrolysis activity. Bases 1 to 4353 code for a protein of 1450 amino acids. The transcript has 16 exons. Gene Ontology annotation, biological process: transmembrane transport. Lineage: Eukaryota; Fungi; Ascomycota; Eurotiomycetes; Eurotiales; Aspergillaceae. Gene Ontology annotation, cellular component: membrane.